Molecule: messenger RNA, 748 nt
Organism: Papilio polytes (common Mormon)
Lineage: Eukaryota; Metazoa; Arthropoda; Insecta; Lepidoptera; Papilionidae
Product: calexcitin-2-like
Exons: 1
Coding region: 43-591 (182 amino acids)
Molecular function (GO): calcium ion binding
Source: RefSeq, a predicted model, not a curated record
CUGAACAUUCCGCGUUACGUACAAACAAAUAACACAUACAAAAUGGUGUCCGACUUCAGAAGGAAAAAGUUGAUGUUCAUGUUCAAAUUCUUGGACAAGGACGGCAGCGGCACCAUCGAAAAGAAGGACUUCUUACUGGCAGCGGAACACGCGGCGAAACAGAGAGGAUGGGCCGAAGGGUCUGACUUGUAUAAAGAAUGCUUUGACACCGUCGAGAUGGUAUGGGAUGCCUUGGAAAAGGUAGGAGACGCGAACAGCGAUGGUCAAGUGAGUGCAGAUGAAUGGGUCACAAUGUGGGACACGAUCAGCAAGAGCGCUGCUGACCGCGACUGGUUGAACAAGUACUGCAAAUUCGUCUUCAAAAUGCAGGACUUGAACGGUGAUGGCUUCAUCGACAGUGAUGACUUUGUAGCUGCGAGCACAAAAUCCGGUAACACUAAGGAGAAUGCUUUGGAAGCGUUCCAGAAACUAUCGCAAGGUAAAUCACAGAUCACGUUGACGGACUUCCAAAAAUUGUGGGACGAGUAUUUUAUCACUGAAGAUCCAAAUGCACCAGGAAACUUCAUCAGCGGCAGGCCUAGCUUUGAUUAGUGAUGGGUUUUUCUAGAUUUAUUUUGGUAUUAUUAAUUUACGAAAAUAUUUAUUAUGUGAUAUGGCCCGUGUAAUUUAAAAUUGCAUUGAAAUGUUAGUCAUUGUUAGUGUGUUUGUAAAUAGAAAUGUUUUUAUUAAAACUUUUGAAAAUUGAAAA